AUGGAUCCAAAGAAGUGGCCUCAAGCCUCGCGAUCCUCCUCCUCUCCGCCACAGCAGUCUCUCGCCGCAUCUGCUCUCUCUCUCUCGCCGCGAUCCUCCUCGCCGCCACAGAAGUCUCUCGCCGAAGCUUCGAGAUCCUCCUCGCCGCGCAUGCUCUCUCUCCCUCGCCGCAGCCUGCUCUCGCCUCAGCCUGCUCUCUCUCUCUCCCUCGCCGCAAUGCUCACCGCGCACCCCACCACCCGCCCGGCCGCUGGCCACCUGCCCACCGCCCUCCUCGCCGCCACAGAAGUAUAUAUUGUGUAUAUGGGAGCUCAACCCUCAUCUCAGUAUCCAACCUCUGAACUCCAUCUUAAUUUGCUUAAAGAAAUUCUUGUCAACUGUUCGCCUAGUGAGUCAUUGGUGUAUAGUUAUCAGAAGAGUUUCAAUGGAUUUGCUGCCAAACUUUCAAUUGACGAGGCUGGAAAAUUGAGCGGAAUGGUGGGAAUAGUUUCAGUAUUCCGCAGUAAAACCUUGAAACUUCGCACGACGAGGUCAUGGGAUUUCAUUAACUUCUCGCAGAGUGUUAAUAGGAAUCCCCUAUUGGAAAGUGAUGUCAUCAUCGGAAUGCUCGAUACUGGAAUAUGGCCGGAAUCCGAGUCCUUCAAUGAUCGGGGAUUGGGACCUCCGCCGAAGAAAUGGAAGGGUGCUUGCGUAAAUAUGACAUGCAACAACAAAAUUAUCGGCGCACGUUACUACAAUGGCUUCAGCGAUUACACAUCGAACGAACCGUCACCGCGCGACUUCGAAGGUCACGGGACGCACACAGCUUCCACAGCGGCCGGCCGGAGCGUCUCCCGCGCCAGCCUCUACGACCUUGCCAAGGGCACGGCGCGGGGGGCCGUGCCGUCGGCGAGGCUCGCGGUGUACAAGGUGUGUUGGUCGUUCGGGUGCACCGAUCAAGACAUCUUGGCGGCGUUUGAUGAUGCUAUCUCAGACGGCGUCGAUGUCAUCUCCCUGUCGCUCGGCAAUAUCUUCCCCGUGGAUUACUUCCAGGACUCGAUAGCUAUCGGUUCCUUCCACGCCAUGGCCAAUGGGAUUUUGACGUCGGCCUCAGCGGGGAACGAAGGGCCAGGCCAUGGCACGGUCACGAAUGUGGCACCUUGGAUGGUGUCGGUGGCGGCGAGCAGCAUCGAUAGGCACAUCGUUGACACGUUAGUCACCGGAGAUCAUGUUUCCACUUUGGGAGCUUCUGUAAACACGUUUGCCACGGAAAAUAGAUUUGACCCCUUCCUCUACUUGCCGGGAAAUGCAACUACUUUAUCAGGGGAUUGCACUUUGCUAGAUAAAAACGUGGUGAAAGGGAAGAUUGUUCUCUGCAACUUCUUCUCUUUCGAAACUUUUAAUACAGGCAUUAAAGGAUUGGUAUAUAUAGAUGACUCUUCACUUGAUGUUUCCUUCUCAUUCCCAAGACCAGCCAUUGUAGUCAGCUCCGCGGAUGGCCUUAACCUUUUGCGCUACAUAAACCGUACUAAAAAUCCUGUGGCUAACAUCCUUAAAAGUGAAGAAGUUUUUGACUCCAAGGCUCCCCUGGUUGCUUCAUUCUCAUCAAGAGGCCCCAACACCAUCACUCCUGACAUCUUGAAGCCUGAUAUAAGUGCUCCAGGAAUUGACAUUUUGGCUGCUUGGGCACCGGUUGCAUCACCGUCGGGCUUCCCCAACGACACGAGGUUCGUAGAGUUCAACAUAAUCUCGGGCACUUCCAUGGCUUGUCCGCACGUAACCGGCGCCGCCGCCUACGUCAAGUCCUUCCACCCAAACUGGUCGCCGGCAGCCAUCAUGUCUGCGCUCAUGACGACAGCUAAACCGAUGUAUCCUUCGGCCGGCCAAGACCAAUUAUCUUACGGAGCAGGCCAACUGAACCCGGUGAAGGCCGUCGACCCAGGUCUCGUCUACGACGCCGGUGCCAGUGACUACGUGCAAAUGCUCUGCAAUUCGGGCUACAACGAAACCAUGAUCAGGAUCGUCACCGGCGACGCCGGUUGCUGCUCUUCCAUAACCAAUAGAACUCCGAGGGAUCUCAAUUACCCUUCCAUGGCCUUACAUGUUCAGUCCGGAACACCCUUCACCGCAAAGUUCUUUAGAACAGUGACCAACGUCGGCGGCCCCCAAAACUGCAUGUAUAAGGCGGAGGUCUGGGCUGAUCACAGACUUAAUGUAGUGGUGAAUCCGAGUGAGUUGGAGUUUUCGAAGUUGAAUGAGAAGGGGCAGUUCACUGUGUCGGUUUCCGGCGGGCCAUUGCCAGGGAACUCGACGGCGCCGGCGACGGUCAUUUGGUCGGACGGGAAGCAUGAGGUGAGGAGUGUGAUGGUUGUCUACACAGAUUUCUCAUCUUGA
Messenger RNA from Zingiber officinale, 2373 nucleotides. Its product is annotated as subtilisin-like protease SBT4.3. NCBI's taxonomy places the organism in Eukaryota, Viridiplantae, Streptophyta, Magnoliopsida, Zingiberales, Zingiberaceae. Bases 1 to 2373 code for a protein of 790 amino acids. Gene Ontology annotation, biological process: proteolysis. The record is from RefSeq and is a predicted model, not a curated record. Gene Ontology annotation, molecular function: serine-type endopeptidase activity. The transcript is spliced from 11 exons.